Molecule: messenger RNA, 5301 nt
Organism: Anneissia japonica
Lineage: Eukaryota; Metazoa; Echinodermata; Crinoidea; Comatulida; Comatulidae
Product: DNA polymerase alpha catalytic subunit-like
Exons: 37
Coding region: 93-4553 (1486 amino acids)
Biological process (GO): lagging strand elongation; leading strand elongation; DNA replication
Cellular component (GO): alpha DNA polymerase:primase complex
Molecular function (GO): DNA-directed DNA polymerase activity; chromatin binding; pyrimidine nucleotide binding
Source: RefSeq, a predicted model, not a curated record
GGUUUGUUCCAAAGACCUUUGCCCUUUGUGUUCGCGCUUAAUUCGAGUCGAGCUGAGCUGGACGACACGAAGAGAGACGGGAAUUAGGUGAAAUGGCAUCAACAGAAGAUUCUUUCCAAGGAGCUGAUAAUCUGGAUGAUUCCUUAGCAUCACGGAGGUCAAGGAGAUCCCAAUCAAAAGGUAAAAGCGGACGUCUUGCAGCUUUAGAUCAACUAAAACGUAUCAAAAAAGGAGAAAAAAUUAAAUAUGAGGUUGAAGAAGUGAAGAAUGUAUAUGACAUUGUAGAUGAUGAGGAGUAUUCAGACGUUGUGAGGAAGCGACAAGAUGAAGAUUGGAUCAUCGAUGAUAAUGGCGCAGGUUAUGUUGAAGAUGGCCGGGAGAUAUUUGAUGAUGAUUUGCUUGGAGAUGACGAGGAUGGCACUGUGGCGGAGCAAAAGAACAAGAAAAAGAAGUUUACCUCAAAACCAAAUACAAAGAAGGUGAUCAGUGUGAAGCCUGCCAACAACAUCAUGUCAAUGUUUGCCGCAGCCGGAGUAAAGAGCAAGAAAUCUGACAAAGAUGCGAAGAUCGGGACUGAUGACCUCCUAGAUGAGAUAAUGAAUGACUUAGGGCGAUCGCCUGCUGAUAUUGCUGUCAAACCAUUGUCUAUGAAACGCAAAGCUCGUCCAUCAAACCACGGGAACACAACACCCCGAAAUACUACACCUCGAAACCCCUUUAAUAAAACUCCUAAAAAACCGAAUACCCCAUUGAUGCGUCCUCGACAGAUGGCACAAGAAAUUGCACCACCAAGGACAACAAUAAAUAGGAUAAAGGAAAACACCAGCCAGAAACCAGCUAAGAAACCUCGACUAACGGAACCAAUUAUCCAAGUGAAGGAAGAAGUAGAGGACAUAGAAGAUGAAAUUGUUACCGACAAUGACAAUUAUGGAAAUGAAGUAUCUGAUGCUGAUAUGGCUUUACUUGAUGAUGAUGAUGAUGACUUCGCUGAUGUUUUGGAAGAAGAAAUUAAGAUAAAAGAAGAAAAAGAAGUGAAAGUGGAGCCAGUCAUCAAGAAAGAAGAGAAAAAGCCUGAAUACGAUGUUGAAGCUCUGGCAUCUACUGGAUGGGAGACCAUCAAGGGUCAAGUCAACAAUGGUGCCCAGAAAUGUCUAGCCGAUGAAGUGCACAUUGAUUCAUCAAGUUUACCCCUCACAAAGAAUGAGGAAGGGGAGCAGGUACUCCGAUUCUAUUGGUUUGAUAGCUACGAGGACCCUUAUAAGCAACCAGGUGUUGUUUACCUUUUUGGUAAAGUUUGGAUAGAGUCCGCAAAGACGCACAUCAGCUGUUGUGUACCUGUGAAAAACAUAGAGCGACAAGUGUUCCUUUUGCCCAGGGAAACGAAUCAACAAACUAACGAGCCAGUUGGAUUCCGUGACAUUUAUGAAGAAUUCAACAGUAAAAUAGCAGAGAAAUACAAAUUAAUGAAAUUCAAAUGUCGAAAAGUGACAAAGAAGUACUGUUUUGAGCUACAUGAUGUUCCAGCUGAGUCAGAGUAUCUGGAAGUCAGAUAUGCAGCUGAUCUACCGCAACUGCCUUCUGAUCUGACUGGUGACACAUUCAGUGCAGUGUUUGGGACUAACACAUCAUGUUGCGAAACACUUCUGAUGGAGCGUAAAAUCCAUGGUCCUUGUUGGUUGGACAUCAAAAUGCCACAACUUUCCCCCAAACCAGUAUCAUGGUGUAAAGUUGAAGCCUUUGUUACUAGGCCUGAUCAUGUGACUGUUAUCAAGGACCUUACACCACCGCCAUUGGUUGUGAUGACAAUCAGUCUUCGGACAGUGCUGAACACCAAAACACAUCAAAAUGAGGUCAUAGCAAUUGCUGGACUUGUGCACCAUGAAUACCAUAUCCACAAGUCUGCCCCAAACCCUCCAUUUCAGCAACAUUUUUGUGCCAUAGGAAAGCCGAGUGACUGUAUAUUUCCAUUUGACUUUCAAGAUGUUGUAAAGCGAUCAGAUUCCAAAUGUGAACUGAUGGCCACUGAGCGUGCUCUGUUGGGCUACUUCUUAGCUAUGAUACAUCGUAUGGAUCCUGACAUUAUUGUGGGCCAUGAUAUUUUUAGUUUCGAUUUGGAUGUAUUGCUACAUCGCAUCAAUACCUGUAAGGUGCCCCAUUGGUCAAGAAUUGGACGAUUAAGAAGACAGGUGAUGCCCAAGUUGUCCGGUCCUGGUGGAAGAUCUGGUAACUUUGCCGAAAAGAAUGCCACUUGCGGUCGUAUGAUCAGUGACGUCAAGAUAUCGGCCAAGGAGCUCAUCCGGUGCAAGAGCUAUGAGCUGACAGAAUUGGCAAGUUUUGUACUAAAAGAAAGUCGAAUUGAGAUUCCUUUUGAAGAAAUAAAGAACAUGUACAUAUCUUCAAAGCAGUUGAUGUACCUUGUAGAACAAACGUGGGUUGAUGCAUCAUUAAUCCUUCGCAUCAUGUGCGAGUUGAACGUCUUGCCCCUGGCUCUCCAGAUUACGACCAUAUGUGGUAAUGUCAUGUCGAAGACUUUGAUGGGGGGACGGUCUGAAAGGAAUGAGUAUCUAUUGUUGCAUGCCUUCCAUGACAAAGGUUUCAUCUACCCUGAUAAACAGUUCAAGAAAAAAGCACAGCCAGUGCAAGAUAAUGAUGAAGAAAUUUCUCAGCCCAAGAAGGGACGUAAAAAACCUGCUUAUGCUGGAGGUCUUGUACUGGAGCCUAAGAAAGGUUUUUAUGACAAGUUUAUACUGUUGUUGGACUUCAACAGUUUAUACCCAUCAAUCAUACAGGAGUACAACAUAUGCUUCACAACCAUUGACCGUACCCCACCGGCAUCGCAGGCGGAAGAUGAGGACUGGCUUCCAGAAGUACCUGAUCCAAACUUAGAAGCUGGUAUUCUCCCAACGGAAAUUAGGAAACUUGUUGAGCGUCGACGUCAAGUAAAGUCUUUGAUGAAAGACAAGAACAUAAGCAAUGACCUUAGAAUGCAGUAUGAUAUUAGACAAAAAGCCCUCAAGCUCACUGCUAACAGUAUGUACGGCUGUUUAGGUUUCUCUCACUCCAGAUUCUAUGCAAAGCCUCUGGCUGCCAUGGUAACGGGGAAAGGUCGUGAGAUUCUUAUGAAGACCAAAGAACUAGUAGAGAAGAUGAACCUUGAUGUGAUUUAUGGUGAUACUGAUUCCAUUAUGAUCAACACGAAUACAAUUGACUUUGAAGAGGUCUAUAAAAUGGGAAACAAGGUGAAAAGUGAAGUGAACAAAUUGUACAAACUUCUGGAAAUUGACAUCGAUGGAGUAUUUAAGUCCAUGCUCCUACUCAAGAAGAAAAAAUAUGCUGCCCUCGCUGUCCAGAAGUCUGCUGAUGGCACGUACACCACGACCCAGGAAUUGAAAGGUCUGGAUAUUGUGAGGAGAGAUUGGAGUGGACUUGCCAAAGAAGUUGGAAAUUACGUGAUUGGUCAGAUCCUGUCUGCUGAAUCACGGGAGACUAUCGUUGAGAAUAUCCACACACAUCUAAUUGAUGUCGGUGAGAAGGUUAAAAACAACAAGCUGCCUAUGCAUAUGUAUGAGAUACACAAGAGUUUAACCAAAUCCCCGCAAGACUACCCAGACAAGAAAAGCCUCCCACACGUGCAUGUUGCACUAUGGAUGAACACUCAAGGAGGGAAGGAAGUGGGAGCGGGGGAUACUGUGGCAUAUGUUAUAUGUGAGGAUGGUUCAAAUCUACCUGCAAGCCAGCGAGCAUACCAUCCAGACGAAGCCAAGAAGCGGAAUCAUCUAAAGAUCGAUACUAAAUACUACUUGUCACAGCAAGUCCACCCGGUCGUGUCCCGAUUAUGUGACCCCAUCGACGGAACUGACGCUGCCCAUAUCGCUGAGUGUCUUGGCCUGGAUCCUUCAAGUUACAAGCAAGCCUUAAGACAGCAGGAGGCAGACCAUGAUGCAUACCAGAACUUUGAAGCUCAGAUAACUGACGAGGAGAGAUACAAAGAUUGUGAACCGUUCAAGUUUGUGUGCCCCGCAUGUAAAAGGGAAAACAUCAUAGAUGUUGUAAUCACAAGCAUGACAAACCAUAUUGUAUAUCGUUUGGAGGAGUGUUCAAAUGAAGAAUGCAUGACACCACUGUUCAAAUAUGAAGCACAAAUUAAAAAUCAACUACGAAUGAUGGUUCGAAGAUGCGUAACAAAGUAUUAUGAUGGUUGGCUUGUUUGUGAAGAUACUUCGUGCAAUCAUCGUACACGUUGUGUUCCUAUUAACCCUCAGCGCCAUGGCCUCCCUUGCCCAGUGUGUCAACGAGCUCUACUAAAGCCAGAGUACACCAGUAAAGCUUUAUAUACUCAGCUGCGAUAUUUUAAGUUCAUCUUUGAUGCCCAUCGAGCGAUUCAAAGUAAUAAGGACAAAAGUUUGACUAAACCAAUUUUUGAGAGGAAUCUGGAGGCGCGUAGCACAUACGAUAGACUUCUCCAAAUGACCGAAUCUACCAUCCAACAAAGCGGCUACUCGGAAGUUAAUCUUAGCCGGUUGUUUGAAAGCCUAUUCACAAUCAAGGUUUAAUUUCAUGGGUGCUAUAGGAGUUUAUAGAGGAUUUCAGAAGCAAGAGACAUAGUGGGAGGUUGGGACUACAAUUAAAAGUCAAUACAGUAGUAGCAUAGAUAUUUGCAAUUUAAUGAAAUCAAGGAUUAAGUGUGCAGGAUGGGGGUAGUAUACAAGAUCUGGGGUUGGUGUAUGUGCAUGAUCCAGGGUUGAUGUGCAUAAUCCAGGGUUGGGGUGCCAGAUGUAGAAUUGGUAUGCAAGGUAGAAGGGGUGUAGUUCAAGAUCCAUGCUUGGUAUGCAAGAUCCAGCUUAAAAUUUGAGCCCAAACUUAUCCACUGUUUUGUUUUGUUUUUGUUUUUUUUGCGAAUAAAACAUUCUGAGCUGUCUGUUCUGUGAUUGGUUGUGAUGUAGUUCAUACCCUCACAUGUUGACCAGCAGUUUGUGUGAAUGCUAUCUUCUGUAUGUAUAUUAAAACUAAGUUUGUGGAAAGUGUGGUAAAUUCACUUCGGCCGUCCGACCCAUUUUUAUGCCCACCCCUGGAGGCUAAUAAAACAUAUGUACAUAUAAUUAGGGGAAUUUUAUGUGGCAUAUUUGUAAGGGUACAGGCUUACAGCCAAAUAGUUGUGGGUUCCGGUCAGUUUCUGAUCACAUUGCUUGUGUCUUUAGCAAGACAGUUUGUCAAUAAUAUGUGUUAUAUAGAGCAACUUAGCUCAGUCGGCUAAUCUGGUGGUAGCCACUGUGUGUGCGCUGAACCGUAGAGAUCUCUAGG